Messenger RNA from Ostrinia nubilalis (European corn borer), 4024 nucleotides. It is a transcript of the gene wwk, whose product is annotated as anoctamin-8-like. The transcript has 31 exons. NCBI's taxonomy places the organism in Eukaryota, Metazoa, Arthropoda, Insecta, Lepidoptera, Crambidae. The coding region runs from base 275 to 4024 and encodes 1249 amino acids. The record is from RefSeq and is a predicted model, not a curated record.
UCAAUUUUGAAUUCUGACAGACGGAGUUGCAAAAAAUUUGUCAUGAAUUAAUAAAUUAUUUACCGCGUAAACAAAAGGCUCAUUCCGCUGUUAAUGCCUCUAACAUACGCCGGUUCUAAUACUUUAUCGGUCUAUUGUUCAUUUAAUGUCGUAGGAAGGUGAUAUCAUACAUUUUUGUGUUUCUAUUGUAGUCGAUGAUGUAAGAAAUUGAAGGUCUCGUAGGCUUUUGUGUAUGUUGUAGUUGUGUAUACUAUCGUGAACUUAAUAAGUAGUCAUGGAGGGCGAGGACGGCGGACUGGGUGCUGCGGAGAAAGAGGAAUGCGAGAGCAGCACUCAUUCGACGCCGCAGGAACACAAGUCUUUUGCUGAGUUUGCAAAAGACAAGUUGGACAGUGCGGGGCGGGAGCUUCGCCGCCGCCUGCCCAUGGCGGGGCAACUCGGGGCGCAUCUGAUGCACCCGCGGCGGCUCCUGCUGCACUCGACGCCUACGCAACAGACCGAUGUUGUGCUCAUAUUCCCUAAAGGCCUCCCAGACAGUAUGCUGCUAUGGCUGCUGCAGAAACUUCGCGGCAGUCGCCCCAGGUUGCGCGUGUGUGUACGCCAACACGCCAGCUCGCAAUGUUCCGCGUUCUACAUAACAGCUGAUGACGAUGUGCUGUUGCAAACUGCGGAAGAAGUGCAUCUGCCCAAACUCCUCAAGCCUGAGUUUGGAGGUGGUUACAAGGAGUUCACAGUUCGCGACAUGCACUGUUUCCAAAAGGGUUCCUCAGCGGCCGAGCUACUAAACUCACAAGAGCGUGGGGCGUUGGUGAAACAUGUAUUGGAGUCGGCGCGCGCCGAGCCGGGCGAUGAGCAUGCUUUAGAACCGGCGCUGACGCUGCGGCCUGGACAGAGCAUCGUGCCAGCAUGCGUGAGCAGAGGAGUGGUGGCCAGUAUGUUCCCACUUCACGAACGGAACGCGCUGGAGAACCUCAGGAAGAAAUGGGUUAAGACGUUCUUCUCUCCGCAACCUUUAGAUGAAAUUAGCGAAUACUUUGGAGUAAAAAUAGCGAUGUACUUUGCUUGGCUCGGACAUUACACACAAUCGUUAACAGUACCUGCAGUAGUUGGCUUUAUUUUUUGGAUUUGGUUGGGCACAGCAAACGAGAACUGGAAAGACAUAGCUUAUGUAUUAUUCUCACUGUUUAAUGUGCUGUGGGCUUGUGUUUAUUUGGAGACGUGGAAAAGAUACUCCAACGCUUUGGCUUACAAGUGGGGCACAUUGGACCAAAGAGAUGACUUGCUUGUUGAGCCUCGACCCCUUUUCGAGGGUGAAAUGGGUACAAGCCCAGUAACCGGGCGGCCGGAGCCCCAAUACGCUGCGUGGCGGCGUCGCGUGUGGCGCCAUUGCGUGUCAUUGCCAGUGAUGCUGGUAUGCCUUAGUGUGGCCACUGUGGCCACCUUCGCGUUUCUGCGGGCUCAGCAUAGAAUGACCACCGCUGAACUGGCUUGUCGCCACGUUCGCACUACGCUCAGCCCAGUAACAGGGAGGCCGGAGCCCCAAUACGCUGCCUGGCGGCGACGCGUGUGGCGCCACUGUGUGUCGUUGCCAGUGAUGCUGGUAUGCCUUAGUGUGGCAACUGUGGCUACCUUCGCGUUUCUGCGGGCUCAGGAUUGGUGGGAAACUAGGAUAGUAUAUUUCACGUGGAUACCACGGGCAUUUCUAGCCAUAAUUAUCGCAGUCGAGGAAGAAGUGUACGCCCGGAUAGCGAGAUGGCUCAACGAUAAAGAAAACUAUCGUCUCGAGACAAAGUAUGAAAAUCACCUGAUUGUGAAAAUUGCAUUGUUUCAAUUCGUGAACUCUUUUAUGAGCUUGUUUUACAUCGCGUUUUAUAUUCAGGAUAUGGAUAAGUUAAAAGAGCAACUAGCAGUGUUGCUAAUAACGCGACAAGUGAUAGGAAAUCUGAAGGAAUCGGCUUUACCGUAUCUCAUCGAGAAUUUGAGGUUGGCGAAGAUUUGUAUCGACGUUUUCGGAGCUUUGAGUCCUAGUAAAGUGCCAACAUCAGCCCAGCUAACAGAGAUGUUCGACAAAAAAACGGACUCUUCAGGAGACGCGCCCGAGAAUAGUCUGAUCAACGGCACCGACCCUGAUCGAAGGGACUCUGAACCCAUCGUCGGACAGAAGGUCAUCCAUCAAGCCGAGCUCGAGUCGCAGCUGUUUAAGAGAUGUAAGAAGACCGAUUCGUCUGGAGACGCGCCUGAAAACAGCCUCAUCAACGGAACCGACCCUGAUCGAAGGGACUCAGAGCCUAUUGUCGGACAGAAGGUCAUCCAUCAGGCCGAGCUGGAGUCGCAGCUGUUUAAGAGAUGUAAGAAGACCGAUUCGUCCGGAGACGCGCCUGAAAACAGCCUGAUCAACGGCACCUAUCCUGAUCGAAGGGACUCUGAACCCAUCGUCGGGCAGAAGGUCAUCCAUCAGGCCGAGCUGGAGUCGCAGCUGUUUAAGUACGAAGGCACCUUCGCGGAGUACCUCGAAAUGCUCACUCAACUCGGCCACGUAGUUCUCUUCUCAUCCGCCUUUCCCUUGGCGGCGCUGUGCGCUCUACUUAACAACGCGGCGGAGGUGCGAGCGGACGCGUUCAAACUGUGCCACGUGGCGCAGCGGCCCUUCGGCGAGCGGAUCAGCAACAUAGGCAGCUGGCAGCACGCAAUGGAAGCGAUGGUGGGCGUGGCGGUGCUGGUGAACUGCGCGCUCAUCGGGCUCUCGGGGCCCGUGCACCGCCUGCUGCCCGGCGCCGCGCCCGCGCACUCCGUGCUGCUCAUCGUGGCUUUGGAGCACGUGAUCCUGGUGGUGGUGCUGGCGCUGCGCAUGGCCAUCCCGGAGAUCCCGGCGUGGCUGGCCACCGAGAUGGCCAAGGUCGAGUUCCAGAGAAGGGAGGCCAUUAAGAACGCGCACGCGCCGCUUUUGCCCAGUCUGCCUCAAAAAGAGGCCACUCGGCCUGAGCACGUGAUCCUGGUGGUGGUGCUGGCGCUGCGCAUGGCCAUCCCGGAGAUCCCGGCGUGGCUGGCCACCGAGAUGGCCAAGGUCGAGUUCCAGAGAAGGGAGGCCAUUAAGAACGCGCACGCGCCGCUUUUGUUCACUCACGUGAUCCUGGUGGUGGUGCUGGCGCUGCGCAUGGCCAUCCCGGAGAUCCCGGCGUGGCUGGCCACCGAGAUGGCCAAGGUCGAGUUCCAGAGAAGGGAGGCCAUUAAGAACGCGCACGCGCCGCUGUUGUCGGAGUGCGCGAGCUCAGACGACGUGCGAACGCCGGCACGCAGCACGCCACGUGCCACGCCCACCACGCCGCGGGUAGCGCGCGCGCCGCCGCACGCGGAACACAGCUCUGGCCCGACCACAGAUCGUCCGAAAUCGCCUAUGGCUCCUGGCAACAAAAUCAACAUUGGGAAAAUACCAGAAAUUCCACCUUUCAGGUCAUGGCUUCUCUAUCGUUCUUCAGCGUGGCACAUGACGUCAUUUCGUGGUGAUAAUUUGAGGGUGUCUUUCAGGCCUAAAGCGGCGUCCAUAACGGAACCGGUCACAACUGGGUCUUUGCAAAUGCUGCAGGAUGUUAGCCCUACUAAGCCUAUUCGACGCAAGGAGGUGGUACCGGGUGCUCCGCUAUCCCUGCUCGGUGUGCGAGGCCUCCGCGACGAGCCGCUGCACCGCUCGGCGCACUGCAUCCCGCACCCCGCACAGCACCGCCCGCUGGUUAACCCCACGCUGCAGGAGCUGUCAGGCAGCGUGAGCGCGGGUGGUUCUGAGCCGGACUUGAACGCGGUACCUUCCACAAUCGACAUCAGCGCUACUUCGAGUGAGGACGACAAGCCCAAGGAUAAAGGAAGUCGGUCGCGCGCCAAAGCAGCGCUAGUAAAGCGCGUGCGUUCAGUGGCAGUGUUCUCUCUCGGACUGCGUAAAGCGCGUGAAGCACAUGCAGCAGCUGAAAGGCCCGCUCGCACGCCCGCCACGCCUGACAAGCAGGUACAAUAUGAUAUGAACCUUAUUUGA